AUGGAAAACCAGCUCUGGUAUGACAACGUGGGGUGCUGCAACCAACACCAAGAACAUCUCCAGGAUCCUGAAGACUUACUGCUCCUGCUGCUGGGCCUCAUCGUUCUUGUCAACAUUGGGAUCAACGUGGUGACUGUGAUGUGGCAGGGGCUCCAGAAUGGCUUAGAGAAGGUGAUCUGUUGGAUUAAUCGGAAAAAUGAAAUCUUAAAGGCCUGUGAAAGUUCCCCCAAAGAAUCCUCAGCCAAGGCCCAAGAUGUCCACAUUCACUGCACCCUGGACCCUGUAGAGGUGAAGAUGGCCCCGCCUGCUUGCUACCCCUCUUCCUCCUACCACCUUGGUCACAACUCCCGCUGCUGCCGUUGCCCUCGCAGCCGCCGCCGCCCCCGCAGUUGCCGCCCCGGCCCCCGCCGCGGCCCUGACCACCAUCACCACCCUUGCAGCCACCAGUGGGGGGUGAAGAACGGGAGGCACGACCGGCACAACCGCUCAGGCUUCCAUAGCCACCAUCACAGUCGCAAGAUGUCACAGCUGCGGCCCGUGCCCUUCUUCGAUGGGGAAGACCUGGACUCCUACCUGGAGGAGGAGGAUGACCUGGCUUUCCCACACCCCAAGUGCCCCUGGGGGCUCCGGAGAGAGCUUUACCAGCACAGGGGCCUGCCCUCCAAUCUGGGGCUGUGGGGCCGCCAGGGGGGGAUCCUGGCCAGCCUGCCACCUCCCUCUCUCUACCUCUCCCCUGAGCUGCGCCGCCUGCCCAAGCGCGUGGAGGCCAAGUCAGAACUGAGGCUGCAGUCCUAUGGGCCCCACUGUUCCCAGUCCCGAAUCUGGGGCAAUCUGGAGGCUGAACAGUGGGGCUCGUCCCCUCCACCCCUCUGCCGACUGCCCCCAAACCCUUCCUGGGCCCCCACGGGGUACAGCCCUUACACCUCGGCUGGCCAGCUGCUCUAUGACUCCUGGGACCAGCGGCGGCGGGGCACCGAGGGCUCUGAGCCUCCUUCUGCCCUGGUGCCCCGGGGCUCCCGGCCCGAGGCCCGGGAGCACUGUUCUCCACAGGCCCACAGGCGGAGCCUCCCCAGCCAUGCGUACAGCCAGCCCAACCGCAGCCCCCACCCAUCCACUGGCCACUUGGGCUACAGCUCCCGGGAUCCCCACGAGGUUCGGCGCCGAGCGGCUGAAUGGGCAGAGGCCCUACCUGCUCGGCACCCCCUAACAGCUUCUGCCUCCCUCACUAUAUUGGGUGAGACCUCAUACCAACGGGCCCCAGCCCCCAGCUCGGCCCUGCUCCCCCACUCUUCCCAGCCCCUGUCUGCCGACCAGACUCCCGAGCCCCCCCAAGCCCAGCCCACCUUCAUGCCGCUCAGCAGGAACCCAGGCGGCAAUGCAGGCUACCAGGUGUAUGACAGCCUGGAGCUGAAGCGACAGGUGCAGGAGAGCCGAGCGAGGGCCAGCUCUCUGCCUCCACCUUCCACCUCGGCCUCCAGGCCCUCCCUGCACAGGAGCCGGACUGGGAAGCUUCACUGA
Nyctereutes procyonoides (raccoon dog) is the source of this 1518-nucleotide messenger RNA. RefSeq names its product SPEM family member 2 (gene SPEM2). The record is from RefSeq and is a predicted model, not a curated record. NCBI's taxonomy places the organism in Eukaryota, Metazoa, Chordata, Mammalia, Carnivora, Canidae. The transcript has 3 exons. Bases 1 to 1518 code for a protein of 505 amino acids.